CAGGCAGCCACACACACUACAGCUGCCCACAGGGACCAGAGAGCGCAGAGCCGCAGUUUGAGAAGUGUUGUGGGGAUAUACGGUCACAAUGGUGAGGGUCAGCCUGCAAACUCUGAUAACAUGUCUACUCUUAAGCUGUGGAGAAACAGCACAGACACCAGCUCAAUCCAACACAACAGGUCAAUCCACCAUAACAAUAUUAUCUUCAUCACCCUCCUCAACAAUACCCUCAACCCUUCAGACGUCUCCACCGAACACUGGGGAAACGACUGUGGGGUCAUCGACUACACAAGCUGCCAUGUCAACUGUUCAUUUCACCAGUACAACGCCAUCAGUAUCUCAGCCCAAUAACAAUACAGAUCCCACCCCAACAGCUGGGGGAAGCACCACGUCUGAGUCGACAACUUCAGAAACAGAAGUUGUCUCUACGUCCUCUUCAUCUUCUUCCUCAUCCCCUUCAUCCACAUCUAUCACAACUCAAACCCAGAACUCCAGCACAAACUUCAUCAGCACCAUCACUCCCACCCAACCCAACACCACAGACAGUAUCACCACUGGCACCACCACCACAAGUGCCAUCGGUACCUCCCCCAGAGCCACCAGCACCACCACCAGAGCCACCAGCAGCACCAGCACCACCAGCACCACCGCCAGAGCCACCAGCACCUCUGCCAGAACCACCAGCACCACUGCCAGAGCCACCAGCAGCACCAGCACCACCGCCAGAACCACCAGCACCACUGCCAGAGCCACCAGCAGCACCAGCACCAACGCCAGAACCACCAGCACCACCGCCAGAGCCACCAGCACCACCACCAGUCCCACCCACACUACCACACUAAUACAGGAGGGACACAAGUCUGAGGCUCUGAGCUCAGGAAGUAUCGCAUUCAUUUGUUUUGUGUUCAUCCUAACUGUCAUCCUAGUGUUAUGUGGGCUGUACUACUACAAGAUCCGACGUGUAUCGUAUGGACCUCUUCUGGAGAACGACCACAGCGCUUUAGGAAACUUCACCAACCCCAUGUAUGACCCUUGAAUCUUAACUUUUGAAUUCUGACCCAGGAUGUGACCCACAAGGCGUUAGUCUGCAGAAGGAGACGUUCUGAUCAGUCUGUGCUUACAGUGCAAGUGCUUCAGAACGAGUUCAGAACGGUCACAUUUUAUGACUGUGACACACGGCUUUGUAGCGUCAUUGCACUCAAUUGCGAAAUGCUUAACAAUUGAUCUGUGUUAACGAAGCCUCAGGAAAUAAAAUUUCAGCCUUUCAAACAGCUCUGGUUGCAUAGACUCAGGGUGAACUCACAUUAGCACAACUGAAAGGUCACAGGUUGUUUCACCAUGAACACAAGCGUGUUCAUCAGAGGUUUCAAGAAUCUGACAAGAUAUUUGUAAGAAAAAGUUUUCUGUCUGAUAUGUACAAAUAUGAGUUGAUUAUAUGAACUCAACCAGGAUGUUUUUGCCGUAAAAUAAAAAAAAAGGGACGCAAAAAUGGCUUGUGGCAAUGAUAAGGAACACCUGACAUUGACAGUGUUCCACAACAGAGUGUGGAACAAAGCUACGAAAGGCUAAUAUUUCUGUGAGAAUAUGCAUGAACUGCAAAUAAUUCACAAUAGAUGUACAUCAUGAAACAAAAAGUUUCUUUUGUAAUCGUGGAUUGUUCUCAUUGGCACCUGUUUAGCUCAUUUCUCCUCAGUUAAACUGUGAAAUGAGAUUUCCAUCGCAAAACUAGAUAGUGUAGAUUUUCACUAAGUUCAUAGACUAAUGCUAGACAUGGCCUGCUUUUACAUCGGAGAAAAGCAGGGGUUUAACCCUUUGUAGAAAUCAAAUUUGAAGGAGAGAGAAAAAUAGGAAAGAAAAGAUGAAAACAAAACUAUGCCAUACUAGUGUGUGAUGCUGAAUCUUUUGUACUAUUUUCAUUUGAACCAGUAAUCUUGACAUUGGACAAUGUGGACCCUUUUUUACGCAGAAAAGUAAGAGCUAAGGCUUGUGUUCACAUAUCUCUGAGAAUUUCUCCCAUGAGCUGGGAAGCAGAGACAUUCUAGGCAACACACUGUUAGCAUUAGCAGCUACGACAACCCAGAAGGGAGACUAAUUUGAGGAUAAUGUCUGUGGGUUUCCUCCAUUCAUUUUCAAACUGUGUUUUUCCAUCCAAGGCCUUAAUUAUGAUCAAAUAAUAUUUCUGUAUUACAAACCAAGGAUCCACUCCAACUAGUAUUUAUAAGUGAGUUUCUUUUAUUGUUGAAUGUUAAUGUGUUGUGUGUGCGCUUGCUGUGUUUCUGAGUAUUGUUUAGAUGCAGUUGGGUGAAGAAUAAUGUGACAGUUGUGAUGUUAUUGACUAAAUCUUGUUUUGUGAUAUUAUUGUAAUAAAUUGUCUGUGCAGUGAAAGUGAUAAAGGAUUAAUGUGCACAAUGUUUAUGGUGCACAAAGUGCAAUUAUAAUAAGUGGAAUGUAAUAAAUACAAGCACACAAAGCUUGUAUUUGUAAAUGCUAUUGGUUCAUCACUUUGGUCCAGAAUGAAAUAUGUCCACAACAGCUGGAUGCACUGGCAUGAAGUUCUGCAUAGACAUGCAUGGUGCCCAGAGGAUGAAUACUAAUGAUGGUGGUGUUCCUCUGACUUUUCCUCUGGUGUCAUCAAGAGGUUGACAUUUGUGAUUUUGAAUAAAGUGGCUCAAUAACUGUU
Messenger RNA from Chelmon rostratus (copperband butterflyfish), 2680 nucleotides. Its product is annotated as cell wall protein DAN4-like. The record is from RefSeq and is a predicted model, not a curated record. Gene Ontology annotation, cellular component: plasma membrane; Golgi apparatus; late endosome. The transcript has 4 exons. Lineage: Eukaryota; Metazoa; Chordata; Actinopteri; Chaetodontiformes; Chaetodontidae. Bases 89 to 1036 code for a protein of 315 amino acids.